GCUCUCACAAUUUCUGGAAACUGGAGAAAGAUCACAAUUUUCACAGUGACAGAAGGUAUCAGAAAGGCACGGAUUUCGAAAUAUCUUCCCAAAGAAAGAUGAAUACGGCGGAGCACACGAGAAAGACGAGAGCAGUUCCAUGGAACCGCGGGACGUUCGGGGUUCGGGUCACAUACAGUGAAUGUGAGCUCAUAAACACUUCACCUGGUUUCACCUGCAGUCUCUGAGAAAGAAAAUGCCGCGGCAGAUGAGCAACAACUUGGUGGGAUUCCUGAAUUUCGUGAUCCUCUUGCUGUCGAUACCGAUUCUGGCCUCGGGCAUAUGGCUGGCGAACAGGCAUGGGACCGACUGCGAAAAGUUUCUGCAAGGCCCCAUCAUAAUCAUCGGACUCCUCAUAAUGGCGGUUUCACUGGCGGGUUUCAUAGGGGCCUGCUUUAGGGUUUCAUGGCUGCUGUGGAUCUACUUGUUCUUCAUGUUCCUUCUCAUAAUCCUGCUCUUUUGCUUCAUUGUUUUCGCUUUUGUGGUCACCGAUAAAGGGGCCGGGAAAAUGGCCUCAGGAAAAGGCUACAAGGAGUACCGAUUGGAGGACUACUCCCACUGGUUGCAGAAAAGGCUGCAAAAUGCGGACAACUGGAGAAAAAUAAAGAUUUGUGUACGCGACGCCAAGGUCUGUAAAUCCACCAGCCGUGAUGAUGUAAACCUUCCGGCAACUGAGUUUGAUCACAUAAAUUUGUCUCCGGUUCAGUCCGGCUGUUGCAAACCACCAAGCUCUUGCGGGUACGUUUACAGGAACGCGACAUACUGGGAUGGGGUUCCGCUGCCUGUGAAUGGGACAUCUGAUGGGGACUGUUUUACCUGGAGUAAUGCACAGGAUGAGCUCUGCUACAACUGUAAUUCGUGCAAGGCUGGGGUUUUGGCGAGCGUGAAGCAGGACUGGCGUAAGGUGGCUGCAAUCAAUAUUGUUCUGUUGAUAUUUCUGAUUGCUGUGUACUCUGUGGGCUGCUGCGCUUUCAGGAAUAAUGGGAGCUCCCGGUAUUAUUCUAAGGCUUAGGAAAUUUUCUCUGUUUGUUUGUUUGCCGUCUUUCAGACUUUUAUGAAAAGAUUUCGAAUGUUUUUUAUGUUUCAUAUCUCCUUCCAUCUCCAUCAAUUAGGGAAGAAAAAAUUACGGGGAAAGCCAAAUUUUGACGGCACGGAUUUUUCUGGUUGUGACCUGCCACAACAUUUUGUUGCAUAACAGUUUAGCUGUGAUUAUAACUUUUAAAAAAACGUGUCGUAAGGCUUCCUCUUGUAUGGAUUACAGAGAGAGAUCCCGUUGUA
Molecule: messenger RNA, 1317 nt
Organism: Cryptomeria japonica (Japanese cedar)
Lineage: Eukaryota; Viridiplantae; Streptophyta; Pinopsida; Cupressales; Cupressaceae
Product: tetraspanin-8
Exons: 2
Coding region: 236-1051 (271 amino acids)
Biological process (GO): auxin-activated signaling pathway
Cellular component (GO): plasma membrane; plasmodesma
Source: RefSeq, a predicted model, not a curated record